GAAGGUUGUGUAUUUAUUUAGAAUAAAUAAAAAUAAUAAAAUUACAAAUUAAAUAAUAAAAAUAUUUUAAUAAUACAAAAAAAAAUAUUAAAAAUAAAAUGCCCACUACUUGUACCUUUGAAUUGGAUCGUUUAAAUCCAAUUUAUUCUUCUGGUGAAUAUGUUAAUGGACGCAUUAUACUUAAAACCGAUAAAAUCAAACGAGUAAAUUCUGUCUAUGUUACACUGGAGGGCGAGGCCAAAGUUCAAUGGUCCAUUAGUGGCAAAGAAACGGCCAGUUAUUGUGGUCGUCAACAGUAUUUGUAUUCACGUGCCAAUGUUUUCGAUAACUCCGAUUUUGCUGCCGGUAAACAUGUUUACGUUUUAACUUUACGCAUACCACCCGACUGCCCAUCAUCCGUUAAGGGUCCUUAUGGUUAUAUAGCUUAUAAUAUUUCUGUGGUCAUCGAUAAACAGCGGAGUUUUGAUGAAGUCUUCCGAAAGCCUAUAUGUGUAAUACAGACCUUGGAUUUAAAUUUUCAUCCGGAAUAUUCGCUACCGGUUAAAGAGGAAAACGUCAAAUAUCUCUGCCAAUGGCCAUGUACAUCGGGACCACUAUGUUUUACAUUAAUGCUACCUUACUCGGGCUUUAUACCCGGACAACAUGUAAAAUAUUUUCUCGAACUAGACAAUCAGUCGCCACACUAUGACAUUAUGGGCGUAGAAGCCUCACUAAAACAGCAUUAUGUAUUUUUGGCGCGUAAACCAGUAAAACGUAAUUUCUAUACAAAAUCUUUGGCAAAGAGUUCAAUCGUUGAGCGUACAUUGCGCUUGACCAAACGUUUGUAUGAGGGUAAUGUUUACAUACCAACCGAUACACCAAGGUCAACUUUAAAUCUCAACUAUAUUGUGUUCAUACAUUAUACAUUACAAGUUAAACUAAAAACGGGUGCUUUUCAUCAUGAUACGGAUAUUUCAGUGCCUGUGGUCAUUGGCACAGUGCCAUUGAGGCAAUUCGAAGAGGAACAGAGAAUAAUGCAACGUAACUUUAAUCGUGAUUGUAAUUUGUGCAGUGGCAGUACGUUGGGUGGCAGUUUGGUAACAUCACAGCCAACCUUGCGUUUGCGACAGGAAUUGGAGAAUUUAAUGGGUUCACAGGAUAUGGAAGAGGCGGAAUUAAAUCGGGCGGUGGAAAAGAUGUUGGAAGAUGAACCGCCAUCAUAUGAUAGUUGCUUACCGCCUUCCUUUAGUUUUGCCACCACUUUUGGUAGUUUCAAGCAACAGGCCUUAGAAGUGGCCGAACUUAAGGCUGAAGAAAAUCGUCGUAUUAACAUACAACUGCCACAAUUUCCCGGCUAUAAUACCUUUAAUUCUCAUACUCAGGCUCCGAGUCAAUCUAAUGAUUCUUUGUUACAAUCGGGUAAUAUUUAUAAUUCAUAUGGUUCUAUAUAUACAGACCACACGGGAAGAUCUUUAGAUACCCUGGAUGUUUUAAGUUGUAGUGGUGCUGUUGUCGAGGAUAUAGAAGCAAACGAAUGCGAACGUGUAGCUUGUAAGCAGUCCAGUAAUAGUGACAUUGUGGCUAGAGUUAUGGCCGCGGUUAGUGAAAAUGCUGGUCAGGCUGAUAUUGAAUCGAUUGCAGAGACUGAGGAUUAUAAUGAUAAUGAUUUAGAAUCAUUAGGAUUUUCCGAUGAAAGUGUACAGCUUGAAAUUGACAAUUAGUGUGGUGAGAAAUUGAAUUAGUAACUGAAACAAAAUAAAUCAGGUAUAGUUUUAUAGUUAUAUGAAAACAAGUUAUUAAAAAAACCAUAUUAGCCAUAAUAUAGAGUCAAAAUUGCAGUAUUUGUGAAAUUUAAACACGUCCGUCCAUAUUGUGCUUUGCUAAGAUUAAAAUUUCAAUCUGAGAAUUGAGAUGAUUUUCGGACUAUUACAAUUUGAACGAAUUAAAAAGGUUAAAAAUCGGCCCAUGAUUUCACACACCAUCUCCUUACAAAUCCCCUUCUAAAAUAUCGUAUUACGAAAAUCGGAAAAUCUAAAUUCUAAGAAUUCCUUUAAACUUUAAAAAUUUCUUAUUUUUACGAUUUUGAGAUCGAUAAAUAAAUAAACCAGGACGCCAUACGUCUCCUUAAAAAGUCCAAAAAAGGAGAGUAUCAUGUCUAAGCAUGGUUCGAAUAUAAUUUUUUUAAAACUUCUCACAUGACUCGAGACUAUUCUGCUUAUUUUAUCAAAUUUGUAAAAUGUAAAGAAAUAUAGUAUUGUACAAUAUGGAAGCUUAUGACCAAUUGCAGAUAAUUUUAUUUAAAUUAUAUUAAAAAUUGUACAAACUACUAAUAACUCUUAUA
This is a messenger RNA of Lucilia sericata (common green bottle fly), 2320 nucleotides long. Its product is annotated as arrestin domain-containing protein 3. The record is from RefSeq and is a predicted model, not a curated record. Gene Ontology annotation, cellular component: cytoplasm. Gene Ontology annotation, biological process: protein transport. The transcript is spliced from 4 exons. Lineage: Eukaryota; Metazoa; Arthropoda; Insecta; Diptera; Calliphoridae. Bases 99 to 1700 code for a protein of 533 amino acids.